Molecule: messenger RNA, 4958 nt
Organism: Colius striatus (speckled mousebird)
Lineage: Eukaryota; Metazoa; Chordata; Aves; Coliiformes; Coliidae
Gene: ITGA5
Product: integrin subunit alpha 5
Biological process (GO): cell adhesion mediated by integrin; cell-cell adhesion; cell-matrix adhesion
Cellular component (GO): integrin complex; external side of plasma membrane
Molecular function (GO): integrin binding
Source: RefSeq, a predicted model, not a curated record
AUGGGGACCUUCAUGGGGGACAUUGAUGGCUACUCGGUGGCAGUUGGCGAGUUCAGUGGGGACACCACCCAAGACUUUGUGGCCGGUGUCCCCAAGGGCAACCUCACCUAUGGCUACGUCACCAUCCUCAAUGGCACCAACAUGAAGUCCCUCUACAACUUCUCAGGGGAGCAGAUGGCAGCCUACUUUGGCUACGCCGUGGCAGCCACCGACGUGAACAACGACGGGCUGACGGAUCUGCUGGUGGGGGGCCCGCUGUUCAUGGCCAGGGGAGGGGGGGGCCGAGUGCAGGAGGUGGGCAGAGUGUACCUGUACCUGCAGCUGCUGGGGGGGCUGUGCCAGGGCCCCCCCUGGCACCCACCGCUGCCCCCAGCCCUGCCAUGGCCCCCAGCCCUGGCCAUGGCCCUCACUGGGGCGCUGGAGUUCGGGCGCUUCGGCAGCGCCAUCGCUGCCCUGGGAGACCUGGACCUGGAUGGCUUCAAUGAUGUGGCAGUGGGUGCCCCCCUGGGUGCUGAGAGGGCUGGCAGGGGCUGGUUUACAUCUAUGGAGGGGGGGUGGCUGGGCUGCAACCCUGAGCCCACCCAGGUGCUGAGGGGGCACUGGGCACCCGGCCCCCACCCCGACUUCUUCGGAGCCGCCCUGCGAGGGGCCACCGACCUGGAUGGCAACGGCUACCCGGACCUGCUGGUGGGUGCCUUCGGGGUGGACACGGCUGUGGUCUACAGGGGACGGCCCAUUGUCCACGCCAGUGCCACCCUCAGCGUCUUCCCCACCAUGUUCAACCCCGAGGAACGAGGCUGUGUCCUGGGCACUGGCCUCCACGUGCCCUGCAUCAACGUCACCUUCUGCCUCAACGCCUCGGGCCGGCACCUCCCUGGAGCCAUCGACUUCACCGUGGAGCUGAACGUGGACGGUGCCAAAGCUGGGGGAGGGCGCCGGGCGCUUUUCCUCCCUGGGGGGGGGUCAACCCCCAGCCACAGCUUUGGGGGGACACCCAGCCCCAAUCUGGGGGGGUCACCCACCCCAAACCUUGGGGGUUCACCCACCCACAGCCUCACCCUGCCCAUCCCCAACGGCUCAGGGCCCCGCUGCCACAGCCUGGCCGUGUACCUCAGGAACGAGUCGGAGUUCAGGGACAAGCUGUCGCCCAUCAGCCUGGCGCUCGCCUUCCGCCUGCACCCCGCGGCACAGCCCGACCGGCACGGCCUGCGCCCGCUGCUGGCACCCGCCACCCGCACCCGCCUGGAGGCCAAGGCUCACAUCCAGCUGGACUGUGGCGAUGACAACAUCUGUGUGCCCGACCUGCAGCUGGAGGCUUCCACGGACCGCCGGGUCGUUUACCUGGGCGACCGCAACAGCCUGAACGUGACGUUCAGCGCCCGCAACCAGGGCGAGGGGGGAGCCUACGAGGCUGAGCUGCACGUCAGGCCCCCUCCCCACGCCCAGUACACCGGGGUGCUGCACCCCCACGGGAACUUCUCUGCCCUGAGCUGUGAGCUGGGGGUGGGCAACGACUCCAGCCCCCUCAUCUGUGACCUGGGCAACCCCAUGAAGGCUGGGGCUAACAUUUGGGGGGGGCUGCGCUUCACCAUCCCCCAGCUCAGCGACAGCAGCAAGAGCAUCCGCUUCGAGCUGCAGAUCCGCAGCAAGAACGCCAACAACUCGCAGAGCCCGCUGGUGCGGCUGCCGCUGGAGGUGCGGGCGGCCACGCGCGUCUCCGCCUUCGGCGUGUCGCGACCCGACGUGGUGACGCUCCCCGAGGGGCCGUGGGCAGCGCAGCCGCGGCGGCUGCAGGAGCUGGGGCCGCCCGUCGAACACGUCUAUGAGGUGCUGAACGAGGGUCCCAGUGCCAUCAGCCAGGGGACACUGGAGCUGAGCUGUCCCCUGGGGCCCCGAGGCCACCCCCAGCUCUACGUCACCGGCCACUCGGGGCCCCCCAACUGCUCCUCCAGCCACCCCCUGGACCCCCUGCGCCUGGCGGAGCAGAGCCCAGAGCCCCACGUGCUGCAGCGCCGGGACACAGGGGACAGUUGGGGACACCCCCCAGCCCCCCCCAGCCUGGGCUGCCCCGAGCCCGAGUGUUUCCGCCUGAGCUGCCCCAUGGGUGCCCUGGAGCGGCAGCAGCGUGCCAGCCUGCGCCUCACCUUCCACCUCUGGGCAUCAGCCCUGCGCCAGCGGGAGGUGCGGGCGCAGGCGCUGCGCUGUGAGGCCGAGUACCGUGUGCUGCAGCUGCCCUACCGUGUGCACCCGCUGCAGCACCCCGUGCAGCGCCUGCAGGUGCUGACGGGGCUGCAGUGGGCACGGGCCGAGGCUGGCAGCGGGGUGCCCGUGUGGGCCGUGGUGCUGGCCGUGCUGCUGGGGCUGCUGCUGCUCGCCCUCCUCUGCUACGGCCUCUACAAGUUGGGCUUCUUCAAGCGCUCGGGGCCCUACGGCACGGCCAUGGAGAAGGCGCAGCUGAAGCCUCAGGCGGCCUCGGAGGCCUGACGGGCCCCGUGCCCACGGGGGCACCCCCUGGUGACACCCAGCGCUGGCACCCACCCCACGCCGUGGGCCAGCCACCCCCACACUGGGCACCACCCACACACUGGACACCGGCCCCAGCGCCGCCAGGGCUGGGCAACGACCCCCCAGCUGGUGCCACCGGGAUGGGCAUCGUCAGCAAGAGGCGUGCCAGCGGCGUGGGCAGCAGCUCUGCAUGCCGUGCCACCAGGGUGGGCAGCAGCUCUGGCUGUGGAACUGCUGGGGUGGGCAUCAGCAGCAGGCACAGUGCCACCAGGAUGGACAACAACCCCUGAGCUGGUGCCACCGGGAUGGGCAUCGCCUCUGGCUGUGGAACCACCAGGAUGGGCAUCAGCUCUGGCUGUGGAACAUCAGCUCUGGGGUGGGCAUCAGCAGCAGGCACAGUGCCACCAGGAUGGGCAUCAACAGCACAUGUGGUACCACCAGGAUGGGCAUCAGCUCUGGCUGUGGAACUGCUGGGGUGGGCAUCAGCAGCAGGCACAGUCUCACCAGGCUGGACAGCAACCCCUGAGCUGGUGCCACUGGGAUGGGCAUCACCUCUGGCUGUGGAACUGCUGGGGGUGGGCAUCAGCAGCAGACACAAUCUAACCAGGAUGGACAACAACCCCUGAGCUGGUGCCACCAGGAUGGGCAUCAGCUCUGGCUGUGACCCUACCAGGAUGGGCAUCAGCAGCAGGCACAGCCCCCUGAGGUUGAACAACAACCCCUGAGCUGGUGCCACUGGGAUGGGCAUCACCUCUGGCUGUGGAACCACCAAGAUGGGCAUCACCUCUGGAUGCAGUACUGCUGGGAUGGGCAUCAGCAGCAGAUGUGGUACCACCAGGAUGGGCAUCAGCUCUGGCUGUGGAACUGCUGGGGUGGGCAUCAGCUCUGGCUUUGGUACCACCAGGAUGGGCAUCAGCAGCAGACACAGUCUAACCAGGAUGGACAACAACCUCUGAGCUGGUGCCACCAGGAUGGGCAUCACCUCUGGCUGUGGAACCACCAAGAUGGGCAUCACCUCUGGUUGUGGAACUGCCAGAGUGGGCAUCAGCAGCAGAUGUGGCACCACCAGGAUGGGCAUCAUCAUCAGACAUGGUGCCACCAGGAUGGGCAUCACCUCUGGCUGUGGCAUCACCAGGAUGGGCAUCAGCAGCAGACACUGUCAAACCAGGAUGGGCAUCAGCUCUGGCUGUGGCACCUCCAGGAUGGGCACCACAGGCACAGGGGGUGACACUGAGCUGGGCACAGCCACUCUGAGCACUGCUACCGUGUGCCCACCCCCCAGGAGCUGCACAACCAGCACCUGACCUCGCCUGGCACAGGGCCUGGGGACACUGGUGGCGCCUUGGCACGGUGUCACCAUCCCCUCACCGUGGCACAGGGGCACGGUGUCACCUCAUCACGGUGAAAACCACACCCUGGUGUCACCUUCUGGUGCUGUCACCCGUCCUGGUGUCACCUCAUUGCGGUGUCACCCCUCUAUGGUGUCACCUUGUCACAGUGUCACCCCAUCAUGAUGUCACCUGGCUGUGGUGUCACCUCUUUAUGGUGUCACCUGGCCACAGCAUCACCCUGUUGUGGUGUCACCCCAUCGUGAUGUCACCCUCUCAUGGUGUCACCUGCACACAGUGUCACCCAGUCAUGGUGUCACCCCACUGUGAUGUCACCCUCUCACGGUGUCACCUGCACACAGUGUCACCCUGUCACAGUCUCAUCCAGUCAUGGUGUCACCCCAUUGUGCUGUCACCCUCUCACAGUGUCACCCAGCCAUGGUGUCACCCUGUCAUGGUGUCACCUGGCCACAGCAUCACCCUGUUAUGGUAUCACCCCAUUGUGAUGUCACCCUGUCACAGUGUCACCCAGCCAUGGUGUCACCUGCACAUGGUGUCACCCUCUCACAGUGUCACCCAGCCAUGGUGUCACCCCCAUUGUGAUGUCACCCCUCUCAGAGUGUCACCUGCACAUGGUGUCACCCUCUCACAGUGUCACCCAGCCAUGGUGUCACCCUGUCAGUGUCACCUGCACACGGUGUCACCCUCUCACAGUGUCACCCAGCCAUGGUGUCACCCUGUCAGUGUCACCUGCACACGGUGUCACCCUCUCACAGUGUCACCCAGCCAUGGUGUCACCCCAUUACAAUGUCACCCCCUCCCAGUGCCCCCCCCCCGUGCUGUCACCGCUGCACUGCCCUUGCCCCCCCCUCCCCGUGGGCACCUCACUUUGCACUGACCCCGUGCCCACAACUUGGGGGGGGGGUGGGGGGACACACACAAACACCCCCCCACCUCUCACCCCCCCUCCCGUGUCCGUGGGGUGUCCCCCAGCCCCAUCCCGCGUGGGGGGGGGGGGUGAUUGCACUAACGCGGGGGGGGGGGGCUGGGGGGGCUUCGGUUUGUAUUUAAUGGGGGGGGCAGCCUCAGGGUUCACCCCCCCCCCAAAUAAACGUGUCUGACCCA